AUGGAGUAGAGUUCAAUCGAAAGUGAUGAUGUGAGUUAUAGUUAAUAUAUUAAAUCUAGGAGUUCGUUGAAAGACAUAGAAAAAAUUUGAUGAUUCUUCAAUAAAUAAAUGAAAUAUGGAAGGAGUCUGAUCUUUCGAAAGAUGAUGGAAUCUUAUAAAUGUUAAAUGAAUUCAGAGAGGAAAUAUUGGAUGAAUUGGAAGAUGAGUAUGAACCAGAAUAUAAAGCAAUUUAAGUUUAAGAAAAUAUAAAUAUAGAUUUAGUUCCAAUGAAUGAGGUUUAAAAAGCUCUCAUUUAUGAAGAUAAGUAUGAAUUAUACAUUAUUAGGUAUCCAUUUUUAAAAAUAAGAAAAAGAAUCUUAAUAUUAAUAAAGAAGAUAUCUAUGUCAGCAAUGCAUAUUACAAAGCAUCCUAUAUUUGAGUUUUUCACUCUUAUUAUCAUUAUAUUCAAUUCUAUCAUGCUUGCUUUAGAUGAUCCGACUUCAGAUAUUUAGACUUCAUUUUAAGAUCUCAUGGAUAUCAUCUUUUUAGCAGUUUAUACUUUUGAAGCAGUUUUAAAAAUAAUAGCAAUGGGGUUUGUAUUAAAUAAUAAUUCAUAUCUUCGUGAUUUAUGGAAUAUUUUAGAUUUGACAGUUAUUAUAACAGCUUACAUUCCUUAUUUUGUGAGUAAUUCUGGUCUGUAGUUGAGUGCUUUAAGAUCAUUGAGAGUUUUAAGACCAUUGAGAACAAUAUCAUCAGUUAAAUCUUUAAGAAGUAUUAUGAUAACAUUAUUUGCCUCAUUUGCUGAAUUAGGAAAUUCACUGAUUAUUUUAGGAUUUACUUACACUAUUUUUGCAAUAGCUGGAUUGCAACUAUUUUCAGGAUAUGCUAAAUUAAGAUGUUUUGAUGAAUAUGGUAUUAUUUAAAUGUCUGGAUAUGAUACUGAUGAACCAUUUUGUAAUGGAUCUUGUCCUGAUAAUUAUAUAUGUGGUAAAAUGUUAGAUAAUCCAAUUAAUGGACUUUUAUCAUUUGAUAAUUUUGGAUUAGCAUUUUUAUAAGUAUUUAUAAUCACAACACUUGAAGGAUGGACCACUAUAAUGUCUACUAUUAUGAUAACAUUUUCAUAAUUCUCAGUCUUUUAUUUUUUAUUAUGUGUAAUUAUUGGAGCAUUUUUUCUUGUUAAUUUAACAUUGGCUAUCAUUAAAAUUAAUUUUUCUAAAGCAGAAUCAUAGGAAACUAUCAAACCUGAAGAUGUUAGUUAUAAUCUAAAGUAAAUGAAACGAUUGGGAAUAUAUAAAAUUAAUCGAGAAUCUCAUUCUAUUAGUAUUACACGAAAGCAUACUAUGCGUUUGAAUAAAUUAAGAUAAUCAGUUAAUAAUAAUAAUAAUAAUAAUAAUUUAAAUAAUAAUAAUAAAUAAAUAGAUGAACCAAAAAGAAGUUCAAUUAAAGUUAAUUUUUAACCUUUAAAUAUUAAAGAUUUUAGUAAACCUCAUUAAGUGAAGUAUAAUAAUAAUAGAAUAUUACUUUAAGGAAUUUAAGGGGUUAGGACAGAAUAAAUUAUUAAUAAUAAUAAAUAAUAAGAACUUAAUAAUCCAUAAUUAAUAAUGAAAACUAGUGUAUCAAAUGUUAAUGCUCCAUAAGUUAGAAAAAUAAGUAAGAUUGGUACAUAAUUUAAAUAAUCUUAAAGAAAAAUGUCGAUUGCUAAUUAAGAUGAAAGUCCAUUAGAUGAAUUAGAUAAUUUAUUGAAAUUUGCUGUUCGUAGAUAAUCAGUAUUAAGAGUUGAUACUAAAAUUAUGGCAUCUCCUAGAAUACCAACACCUUCUAAAGAAACUCCAUAACCACCUAGUAGUAGUUCUAUGUUAGAUGAAUCUCAAUCUCCAGGAAAACCUUAAUAAUCUAAUUAAUUAAACAUUCCAAAAUAAUAAUUUAAUUUUGAAUAGAAAUCUUUUAAUGAAAAUGAUGCUCUUAGUGUUACACUCUCAGAAAUUGAUUCAAUUCCAGAUAGUGAAUUAAAUUAAAGAUUCAAAGAAUUUGAAAUCUCAUUUUAAAUUGAAAAAACUGACGAUAAAACAGUUAAUGAAACUCAAGAUAGAAAACCUCCUUAACAUAUUCAUUAAAAAAGAAGAAAACAAGAUAUCCCAUUAAUUUAUGAAUUAAGCAAAGAAGAUGAAAAAUUAAAAAUUAGAUUAUUUUAAGCUAAAUUAGUUCCAAGAGUAGUAUAUAAAGAAUUCAUCUCAGAAUCUAGUAAAGAUAUUCUUGUAAGUUUAGAAAUCAAAAAAUAAAAAAAAGAUUAAGAAUUAAGAAGACUUAGAAUCUAAAAUAUGAAAUUUAUUAUGAAAUAUCAAUUUCAAAAUAAUACUACCAUUCUAAAAUUAUCUAAAAAUUAAUAAUAAUAAUCAUCUAAAAGUUCACUUAAUUCAAAUGAUUAAAAAAUUAAAGAAACAUCUAAAACUAGAAAAAUCAUUCCUUUAUCUGAAAUACCAUCAGUAUAAGAGAUUAUAACUCCAAAAUUAACCCUUAGAAAAUAAUAAAAACGUAAAACUAUUGUACAUAAGGCUAUAACUUAUGAAUAAUAUCAAUAAGGUUUUCAUAAUAAUUAAGAAAUCGAUUAAAAUUUUGCUGAUACCUUAGAUUAAGUAAAAACUUAAUAAAUUACAUUUAAAACUCCUAAUGAAUAAUACUUUUAUGAUUAAGUUGGAUUUUAAUCAUAUCAUUAAUUUAAAAGUGAUGAUAUUAAUAUAAACAAUGGAAUUCUUUGUGGAUAAGCUUCUAUUGAAGAUGUCAUCAUUAUUAGAAGUAGCUUAAUAAAGCGUUUUAAUUUAAUUUUAUAAGGAAUGAAUUUCAAGAAAUCAGAUUAUAUGAUUUACAUGACUAAAGACAUAAUUAAAAUGUUAUAAUUUAAAUUAUUCUUAAUUGUUGAUUCAAGGUAGUUUAAUAUUUUCUUAAAUCUAGCAGUAUUUAUGAAUACUGUAAUUUUAUGUUUGGAUGGUUUAGUGAAUAACUAAGAAGAUUUGAAUAGUUUUAAUCUUGCAUUUACAAUUCUAUUCACAAUUGAAAUGGGAUUUAAAAUGAUUGGAUAUGGUCUAAUCCAAUAUAUAAGAGACCCAAUGAACAUUUUUGAUUCACUUAUAGUAGCACUUAGUUUAGUUGAUAUAUUUUUUUUAUCUGGAAAUUCAGUCUUCAAAUCAGUUAGAAUAUUUAGAGCCUUAAGAGUUUUGAGAAUAACAAAAUUAAUGAGGUAUAACUAUUUUAUUUAUAGAUUAGAUCUCUCAAAUUCAUGAACUUUUUGGUUUAAGUUUUGAGUAAUGCCUUCUAAUCUUUAAUGUAUAUAUUCCUUUUGUUGAUCCUAUUUAUUUAUAUAUUCACUUUAUUAGGUAUGUCCUUCUUUGGAGGUUAAUUAACUUCCACACCUAGUAGAUAAAGUUAUGACACAUUUUAUGAAUCUUUUCUGGUUGUAUUUUAAGUAUUGACUCUUGAGAAUUGGAAUAGCAUUCUUUAUGAUUUACUCUAAUAACCAGUAUCAUGGAUUAUAACUAUGAUUUAUUUAAUAGCAUGGAUCUUUAUUGGAAGUUAUGUGUUGUUGAAUUUAUUUUUAGCAAGUUUGCUGGAUCAAUUUGAAGCAGAAUAUUUAAGAGAACAUAAUUUAGAAAAUAAGGAUUAGGAAGAUUAGAUAUAACAAAAAUAGAUAUAAUAGACAUAAAGCAUAAAUUAAACUGUUGUUAAUGUAUCAGUUAAUUAAACAUUAAAUCCAAUUUUAGCAAAGUAGUUGGUAACUAGAUAAGAAUCAUUAAAUAAAUUUAUUUAUUUUUCAGAAGUAGGCUUGUGCUUUUAUUCUUUAUAUAUAUUUAGCUAAAAUAAUCCAAUAAGAAGAUUGUGUUAUAAAGUGGUUAAAAAUAGUUUAUUUGAUUAAACCAUACUUUUUGCAAUAUUUUUAAGUUCAUUGAAAUUAGUUAUUGAUACAUAUGUGAGUAAUUUUUUGGAUUGGGCAGAUUGGUUUUUUGCAAUAUUCUUUGGAAUAGAAUUUUUAUUAAAAAUAAUAGCAUAUGGAUUUGUAAUGGAAGAAAGUGGUUAUUUGAGAGAGAGUUGGAAUAUCCUUGAUUUCAUAAUAGUAGUUUGUUCUUUUAUAGAUAUAUCAGUAUCAUCAAUAGAUUUAAGUUUUGUAAAGAUAUUAAGAUUAUUACGUACAUUACGUCCUUUAAGAGUAAUAUCUUAAAAUAAAUCAAUGAAAUUAUUAGUAACAACCUUAAUAAAUUCCAUAUCAGGUAUUGUGAAUGUAGGAGUGGUUGUAAUAUUAGUAUUUUUGAUGUUUGCAAUAUUAGGAGUUAAUUUAGAAAAAGGGAAAAUGAAUUAUUGUGAUGAAGGUAAUGAUGUAGAAUCAUAUUUACAUAAAUAAUAAUGUAUUGAAAAAGGGUAUGAAUGGAAAAAUAGAGAUAUGAAUUUUGAUAAUGUAUUUUAAGCAAUGUUGACACUCUUUAUAAUAUCAACUUAAGAAGGUUGGCCAACAUAAAUGUAUUGGUUUGUUGAUGCUGAUGAAAGUGGACCUAUUUUUAAUAAUUAAAUGUGGUUUACUAGUUAUUUUUUGAUAUUUUUAUUGAUAGGAUCAAUCCUUUUAAUGAAUAUGUUUGUUGGUGUUAUUUUAGUAAAUUACAAAUUGGCAGAAGAUGAUAUGAAAGAUAAAAAUGUAUCUAGAGAUUAAGAAGAUUGGAUAAGUAUAUAAAAACUAAUUAUUGAUUCUAAUCCUAAUUUUGCUUUGUAUUAUCCACCAAAAAACUGUUUUAGAGCAUUUAUUUUCAAGGUUAUUUCAAACAGAUUAUUUGAUCUCUUCAUUAUGUUUUGUAUCAUUUUAAAUAUUGCAGCGAUGGCAUCAAAUUAUGAAGGUAAUCUUGAUCUAAUUAAAUAGGAUCUAGUGUCUAUUAUUAAUACAUUUUAGAAACUCUAAAUUUAGUUUUAAGCAUAGUUUUUAUAUUUGAAUCUCUUUUAAAAAUAAUUGGAUUUGGACCAAGAGGAUAUUUCAGAAAUAAUUGGAAUUAAUUUGAUUUCUUUGUCGUUCUUUCAUCAAUUUUAGAUAUGAUUUUGAGUUUUACUGAUAAUAAGAAUAAUCCAAUUUUAACAGCAGGACCUUAAUUAAUUAGAGUGUUUAGAGUAUUGAGGGUUACCAGAUUAUUUCGAUUAGUCAAAUCAUUACAUAGUCUUAAAAAGUUAAUUGAUACAGCCUUAUUUUCAUUGCCUGCAUUGUUCAAUGUAUCUGCUUUAAUGUUUUUACUUUAUUUUAUUUUUUCUGUUUUAGGAGUGUUCCUAUUUAGUAAUCUCAGGUAUUAUUAUAUUAUUUAUUUUUUAGUGAUGGUUACAUUAUUAAUAGUGAAAAUAAUUUUAACGAUUUUCAUCAUGCUUUAAUUCUACUUUUUAGAUGUACAACUGGUGAAGAUUGGUAUUUAUUGAUGUAUGAUAUAAUGAAUAAAGUCAAUUAUUAUUAUUGUGCUUAUUUCAUUAUAUUUGUAGUAAUAAUGUAAAGAAUUAUGCUCAAUUUAUUUGUACUGAUUAUUUUAGAUCAAUAUGAAAGAUUUUAUUUUAAUUCUGAUAAUCCUUUAUAGAGAUUUCAAGAAUUCGAAGAUGAUUUUGUUGAUGGAUGGGCUCCAUUAACUUCUGAAACUAAGGGUUAAUAAAUUCAUAAAGAUUUACUUGUUUAAUUAAUGUUAUCUAUCAAAGCUCCAAUGGGUUAUGAUUUAAAGGAGAAAAUAAAGACAGCUGUAAAUGAUUGGAAAACUUAUAAUUCUGAUGCUGAUAAAUCAACUUAGAAUUUAGAAAAAAUAAAAGUUAUGGUUACAACUGAAGCUAAAAAAACUGUUGCUAAAACUAUAAUGAAUAUGAGAAUAGAAUCUAAUGAAAAUUAGAUGUUAGAAUAUCAUUAUGUUUUAUUUACAUUUAUGAAGAAUUUCUAAACUGAUUUAUUUAAAGAAGUAACCUAGAUAGGGUUAAAUAAAUUGAUUUAAAAAGAAGAAUAGACAUUAAAUAAAAUAAAAAAAAACAGACACAGUUCAUAGGAAGUAAAUCCUUGUGUAGAAUUAUUGUUUCAUAUAAUGUGUUUUAAAGCAUAUAAACGAUAUGCUAUAAAAUUGAAAGAACGAAUGAAUAGAUAAUAGAAUGAAUUCAGUCAAAAGAGUUCAGAUUCUUCAUAUCUCCAUAAAAAUUCAGAUAUUGUAUAGAGAGAUAGUAUAAGUUAAUCAUUAGAAUCAAUUCAAGAAUCAAAAUAACAAUUCUGUUUACCUCCAGAUUUAACAGUUUAUUAGAGUGAUGUGAAUAUUGCUAUAAAAGAUAAUAGUAAUAGUCAAAAUACAAAAAAUAGAGGAUCAGUAUAAUAAUUGGUAGAAUAGAAAUUAGAGAAUAUUAGUGAAUUCAAUAGUGAAUAAAGCAUUAGCUUUAAUAAAUUAAAUGAUGUAUCGAAUUGA
Paramecium sonneborni is the source of this 6422-nucleotide messenger RNA. Lineage: Eukaryota; Ciliophora; Oligohymenophorea; Peniculida; Parameciidae. The record is from the annotation of a GenBank genome assembly.